Messenger RNA from Aethalodelphis obliquidens (Pacific white-sided dolphin), 1769 nucleotides. RefSeq names its product zinc finger matrin-type 2 (gene ZMAT2). The coding region runs from base 96 to 695 and encodes 199 amino acids. The record is from RefSeq and is a predicted model, not a curated record. Gene Ontology annotation, cellular component: U4/U6 x U5 tri-snRNP complex; spliceosomal complex. Gene Ontology annotation, molecular function: zinc ion binding; nucleic acid binding. The transcript has 6 exons. Gene Ontology annotation, biological process: mRNA splicing, via spliceosome. NCBI's taxonomy places the organism in Eukaryota, Metazoa, Chordata, Mammalia, Artiodactyla, Delphinidae.
CACGAGAGUCUAAGCUUAUUGGAGGCAAGCUUGCUUUACGGCUCAAGGCCGCUUUUUACGGCAUUUUCCGGCUUCCCAUUCACUUCGAAGUGAAGAUGGCGUCGGGCAGUGGGACAAAAAACUUGGACUUUCGCCGAAAGUGGGACAAAGAUGAAUAUGAGAAGCUCGCCGAGAAGAGGCUCACGGAAGAGAGAGAAAAGAAGGAUGGAAAACCAGUGCAGCCAGUCAAGCGAGAGCUUCUCCGGCAUAGGGACUACAAGGUGGACCUGGAAUCCAAACUUGGGAAGACAAUCGUCAUUACCAAGACCACCCCACAGUCUGAGAUGGGAGGAUACUAUUGCAAUGUCUGUGACUGUGUGGUGAAAGACUCCAUCAACUUCCUGGAUCACAUUAAUGGAAAGAAACAUCAGCGAAACCUGGGCAUGUCUAUGCGUGUGGAACGUUCCACUUUGGAUCAGGUGAAGAAACGUUUUGAAGUCAACAAGAAGAAGAUGGAAGAGAAGCAGAAGGAUUAUGAUUUUGAGGAAAGGAUGAAGGAACUCAGAGAAGAGGAGGAAAAGGCCAAAGCCUACAAGAAAGAGAAACAGAAGGAGAAGAAAAGGAGGGCUGAGGAGGACUUGACAUUUGAGGAGGAUGAUGAGAUGGCAGCUGUGAUGGGCUUCUCUGGCUUUGGUUCCACCAAGAAGAGUUACUGAGGCUUUUUAUGCUUGGCUUUUUGCCAGGCCUAACUUUGUGUGUGUGGGCGUCAUCUUUUGGGAGGUACUGGGGAAAGUCCUUAAGAGUGGCAGUGGGGAGGGCUAGAGGGUGGGUGUUUGUGGUUUCCCUCUACCUUGGGAGAGAGCACAGGAUGCAAAGGAAUGUGCUGUGGCAUGUUCCUUCAGCCUCAGUAUUUCACUGGAGACAGAGGACGUCUGAUCAUCUGAGUUCCCAAUAAAGAAAAACCACCUCUUCUGAGGCUGCUUUCCGGAAACUCCCCUUGCAUCUUUCCCUCUUCAUCUGUCCAUCUCAUCUGAGCAUCCUACAUUUACCCUGUGUUCUGCCUUUGUUUUAAUUUUUACUCUUGCUUAGCCUACAGCAGAAGGGUUCUCUGGGUCCCCAGUUUCCAGUUGAUAGCUUAUCCUUGCCUGGCCCCUCCUUUUGCCAUUCUCCCCCAGUCCCGCCCCGUGGUUCUCCGGCCAUCUGUGCAUGCAUGUGUACUUCUGCCUGGGUCAUUGGUAUGUGCGGGUGCGUGUGCAUGAAACUGUCACAUAGAGGGAGCCUAAGCUAGAGCCUCAGGAGCAUUGCUAGAGCCUCAGGGGCCUGGUGUUCUCAGCUUCCUCAGAGCAUGUAACAGGAAAUUAAAUGGGAUGAGUGUUUGGUGUGGUUUUGUCUGGUGAGUUUUUUAACCUUUGUUCUUCAUAUGUAAACUGUUCAGCUUUUCCUAUUUGUUUCAUUUUAUUGAGGAUUACUCUGUUUUUGUCUUCCUUGUAAGCAGGCUCUUGGAAGAACCUGUUUGAUGCAAAAAAGAAAAAGGAGAAAACCUCAUAUGGGAGCCCUUGGGUCUCAGAGGCUGUUCAACAUGUAUAAUAAAUAGCAUUGACUGGGCCUAUUUCACAUUUGGUGGGAACAUCCCAUAUUCUUCCCUGUGUAUUGUUUUUUUCUUCUCCAUACUUAUUCUUCUCCCUUCAUUUGAGCCCUGUCACUUUUUUUCUAGGUGCCUUCAACACGAAUUAUACUUUACUCUGAUGUGAUCUGUGUCUGGAGGAGUUUGAAUAUAACUUUUCCUGUAA